AUGAAUGGUCCAACGGUAGCCGCAAGUGAAUUGCGAGUUCGAACGAUUAUUGAACUUGUAACAAAUGAAACUUAUUAUGAAACUAUGUAUUCACAAUUUGUUGGACCUAUUGAUAUUGCGAUCGAAGCUAUUUGCAAAAAUUAUACGUUUUCUGAAUUAUACGAAACUGCUCCACUAUGCAGUGUACUUCGAUGUAAUAUACGAAGUAUCUAUCCACAAAUUGACUUUCAACAAUAUAUGGCAAUCUGGGAUAACAUUUUUACACAUGCUUCACCGAUCAUUGCUAGUUAUGACAUUUGUGGUCACCCGUCUUGGACGAAAAAGAUGCUCGAGUGA
This is a messenger RNA of Rotaria sp. Silwood1, 336 nucleotides long. The record is from the annotation of a GenBank genome assembly. NCBI's taxonomy places the organism in Eukaryota, Metazoa, Rotifera, Eurotatoria, Philodinida, Philodinidae.